Messenger RNA from Acaulospora morrowiae, 738 nucleotides. The record is from the annotation of a GenBank genome assembly. Lineage: Eukaryota; Fungi; Glomeromycota; Glomeromycetes; Diversisporales; Acaulosporaceae.
AUGUCUUCUGAACAUGAAACUGAGGAGUAUAUGAAAAGUGCUGUAACAAAUACCGACGUUUCUGAUGGAUAUUCUAAAGAAACAACCUAUGCUCUCAUUGACGAGUAUGAAACUACAAAACAAGGAGUGGAAUUGCUAUUGGAGAUUUCCAACAAUUAUGAGAAUCAUUUCUCCUUGAUAAAAAAUCACCAGAUGGUCGUCGAAAGGGAAGAAAUCGAACCAUAUUUACUGGCGUACGGUGUCGUAAAAGAUGCGCAAAAUUUUUGGGAUAAAGUUAAUUUAAAAAAGAAACUUUCAAUCUCAAAUGAUAACUCAAAUGGAAUACUUACUGACAAUAUCAACAGGGAAGAAUCUUGUAUAGAUGAUGAAAAUACUUCGUGGAAUGAAAGUUCAGAUAAGAAAGAAAAGACUGAUGAAAAUAAGGAGAAGUGGUUGGUAUUCUUUGAAGAAAAUGAAAAGGUGACAAGGGAAGUCAACAAAACUGAGAAGAAAGAAAGAGCACCAGAAGGACAAUGCGGACCAAUAGAAGUAAAUACAGAAGAGCAAGAUGUUAUGGCGAUGGAAGAACCAUCAAUGACGUACAAGAGCCAAGAAAAGAAGGAAGGGAAGAAAGAAUAUCUUAUUGUGAAAACGUAUGAUGAAUCAGAUCCUAGUGCUGAAUGGUACUUCGACAGACCAAACCCCAUAGAACAAUUAGUAAAAUCAAGAAAAAUGUUAACACUACUUGAGGAGAAUUAG